GGAACUGCACCGGGACUCUUUCCGAUUCCAUCCUUCUCGUAUUUACCAUCCCUGGCGUGCUUCACUGAUUUCGCGUGCAUAGACAGUAGCCUACAGAGAGAACAGAAGCGGGGAGCUCGAGACACAUCCUCUGCCGCGCGAUAAGAGCGCACGAGGGGCGCGAGGUCCCAGGAACAGACCUCAAGUAAAUGAAGACGGAUUGCUUGGUCCGAAAAAUGAAGGGAAUCUUUGAUUUUCGCUAAAUGCGCAAGGACAUUUUUGGCACACUGAGAUAUUGAGGCUGUCCCGAAUUGAGUUUUCACGGUCACGUGUAGGAUAUUAAUUAAAACAUUGUUAAAUUGUUGCCUCGGACGAUGCAUGGACUGACAGUGUCCACCGGACCAUAGCGAGCACCAGAGUGCAUGGAACUGAAAUGUGCUGUUCGACUCCCGUUGGAAAUUUCCGUGGCGGCUGACAGUGACGGCACGUCUGAAAGAGUGUGGCCAGUUUUUAUAUGUGUUAGUCGUUGUGUCUGUCUUGGGCCUGUCCGUGUAAAAGAGGGUUAGGUCCGUCCUUGUGAAUUGUGCGUUAAAGAAGCGGUUCUGGCACUGUCCCGCGACGAGGACACGCAGCGGUGAGCAGCAAGCUUUCCACGGACGUUUGACGUGCGUGUUGAUGUGUGUGAACGAUGUAGCACACAUGCAAGGGGUUGGGAAUACUGUGCGACGUUAGUUUACUUCGUAACUAGAGGGGCUAUUCACCAACUGAGUUUAAUCCUCGCAGUGAACUAAAACUUGUUCCGGAAGACCACAUUUAACCCUGAAUGGCUGUGUGGUUGUGUGUAUGAAUGUGUGUGUGUGUGUGUGUGUGUGUGUUUGUGUAUGAUAUCUGAUCUGCCCAGUCACGCUGUGCCUGAGUGUGUGUGUUGCGUGUUUUUGACCCCAUGGUUUAACACUGUCUGUGCCAGUUAAUGUUAACUGAUGCCAGGACACAAGGACCUGGUUCUGCACAAGUUUGCUAUGGGACCUCUUGCAAUAUUAAGCUACUAAUCAUCUGCUAUCACUAACCACUCGGAACUGAAGACUUGUUUGUGGAAAGGCUGUGACCUGUAGCUCACCAUUUGUUGGGACAGACCUUGCCUUUUUCCUCAGUUGAUAUCAGAAGAGUGUUUUAUGUUGCUGUGGUUCUCUGUCUGCAACAAGCCUAUCGCCGUGGUUGCUGUUUAUGUGCAUCCGAGACCACCGCUGCACCUGGAAAGUUGUCCCAUUGGUUUCACGGUGAAUGUUACCUGGGCAUAACUGGCAAAAUGCAAGUGUCAAUUGCAUGCACAGAGCACAACCUGAAGAGCCGCAAUAGUGAGGACCGCCUCUGUGUGCGAUCGCCCAAUCAGAAUACUGGUGUGGGGCAAGGGGGCAAACACCGUCUGGUCAGCUCGCGGCCUUACACGGCAGGCCAUGCCCACAUGAAAGAAGCAAUUGGUCGCCAUAGCAGCAUGAAGUACAGGAACCUGGGGAAGUCCGGGUUGAGAGUAUCCUGUCUGGGCUUAGGUACCUGGGUGACCUUUGGCUCUCAGAUAUCUGAUGAGAUGGCUGAGAACCUUGUAACUACUGCUUAUGAACAUGGUGUGAACCUGUUUGACACUGCAGAGGUAUAUGCAUCUGGAAGAGCUGAAAUCACACUCGGAAAUAUCAUUAAGAAGAAAGGAUGGAGGCGUUCCAGUUUUGUAGUGACAACAAAAAUCUACUGGGGAGGGCAAGCAGAGACCGAGAGGGGUCUGUCCAGGAAGCACAUCAUUGAAGGUCUGCGCGGCUCUCUUUCCCGACUACAGAUUGAUUAUGUGGAUAUCGUCUUUGCCAAUCGUACUGAUGUCAACACCCCAAUGGAGGAGGUGGUAAGGGCAAUGACAUUUGUGAUAAAUCAGGGAAAGGCCAUGUACUGGGGAACAUCAAGAUGGAGCGCCAUGGAAAUAAUGAGGUCACUCUGGUGGUCCCACCAGAUGGAGCAGGCCGUGCCGGUGUCCUCUGUAAGGUCUCUGGUGCAGUGGGCCCCGGUGAAGCCCCAGCACAGGUCGUGGACUGUCCAUUGGCCGUGUCGGGCUGACCUCUGGCUGUAG
Alosa sapidissima (American shad) is the source of this 2092-nucleotide messenger RNA. Its product is annotated as voltage-gated potassium channel subunit beta-3-like. Lineage: Eukaryota; Metazoa; Chordata; Actinopteri; Clupeiformes; Clupeidae. The record is from RefSeq and is a predicted model, not a curated record. Gene Ontology annotation, biological process: regulation of potassium ion transmembrane transport. The transcript has 10 exons. Gene Ontology annotation, molecular function: transmembrane transporter binding; potassium channel regulator activity. Gene Ontology annotation, cellular component: voltage-gated potassium channel complex. Bases 1286 to 2092 code for a protein of 268 amino acids.